AUAUUAAUCAAUCAUUCAUCAAACAAACUUCAACCAUCACGGCAUCCACGUUGACUAUCGUGCGCCAGACUGCACAAUAUACUCUACCCUCGGACACAAAGCAGCUGUAGCAUCCUAGCUCUACUCCUUCUGUACUCCACUCUUACUGCAAUUGCUUUCGCAGGUCGUUCUCUCUGUGAUUAUCAAUUGUAACUGCGAGUCUGCGCGAGCUCGUCACUAACCUUAACCUACUAGUCUUCACUGCAGAGUCUCGGCACAUAAAGGCCAUUCAUUUUCACAGAUCGAUGGAGGUCUGUAGAUUCUUCUACUGUUCUUCAAUGGCGGUUCUGUUAAUCUCAGGAUUAAUGUUUCCGGCGAUGGUUGCUUCACUUGGGAUCAACUAUGGACAAAUCGGAAACAAUCUGCCGACGCCGGAGACUGUUGUGCAUCUCGUGAAGGCGAUCGGAGCAACAAAGAUCAAGCUCUACGACACGAAUCCACGAAUACUAAAAGCAUUUGCAAAUACUGGAGUGGAGUUCAUCGUUAUGCUUCCGAACGAGUGCUUGUCGGACAUGAGAGACCCCAAGGAAGCUCAAAAUUGGGUGAAGCAGAAUGUUCAGGCCUACCUUCCGGCAACUAAAAUCACUUGCAUUUCCGUUGGAAACGAAAUACUCACCUACAACGACACCUCCCUCUCCAAUCACCUCAUUCCGGCGAUGCAGAGCAUGCAAUCGGCGGUCGUGACUCUUGGACUAGACAAGCAGGUCACAAUCACCACGACCCACUCAUUGGCCGUCCUGGAGACCUCAUAUCCACCGUCUGCCGGAGCAUUCCGGCGAGAUCUGGUCGCUUGCUUCACUAAAAUCCUGGACUUCCACGUCAAAACAGGGUCUCCGUUUUUAAUCAAUGCGUACCCUUACUUCGCGUACAAGAACAAUCCAAAGCAAGUCUCGCUCGAUUUCGUCCUCUUUCAGCCAAAUCAAGGAGUUCUCGAUCCGACCUCGAACCUUCGCUACGACAACAUGCUUUUCGCCCAAAUCGACGCCGUUUAUUCUGCACUCGCUUCGUUAGGGUACAAGAAUCUCACCGUUCACAUAUCGGAGACGGGAUGGCCGUCGAAAGGAGACGGAGACGAAGCCGGAGCGACACCUGAGUAUGCGAAAAAGUACAACGGUAAUCUACUCAAAGUAAUCUCUCAGAAGAAGGGCACUCCGAUGAAGCCUAAUUAUGAUUUGAACAUCUACGUUUUUGCCCUGUUUAACGAGAACAUGAAGCCCGGACCGACGUCGGAGAGGAAUUACGGUUUGUUUAAGCCUGACGGGACUCCGGUUUAUAACCUCGGAAUCAGCACGGCCAACGUUAUAAGUACUAACACCAGUGCCGGUGGUGGAGUUAAUGUCAAUUCGAGCACCCCACAGCCGCCGAAUGGUUAUUUGUCCAUUACUUCGGACGCGGAGAGACGUGGACCUAUGACAUCUUUGUUCUUCUGGGUAAGCUGGACCUUGUGCCUUGUUUGCUUGUCCUUUCGGCUUGUUUUGUCUGAUUUGAGAAUCCUCAUGAUCUAAGAGAGCUACUAGCUACUGUUAGAAUCCAGCCGUUAAAAGCAGUGGGGAGGAGAUACUUGGAGAGAAUAAAGGGGGGCUUGUUUUGGUAUCUUGAUUUCUAAGGAGUUAAGUAAUAGAUCAGAGACUUGUAGUGCAUUUUUAUGGUAGGUUAAUUAUUGAAUUCCUGUUGUUUUGUAUCUACUCCCCAUUGUUGUGAGCUGUGAAGAAUGCUAGUGUACAAUGAGAGAUGAAUUCUAUCAACAUUUCAGGGUUCCUUACAAGGAUCCUGAUAUUCAAUGAGCAUUGGAAUGAUCUUAUC
Tripterygium wilfordii is the source of this 1842-nucleotide messenger RNA. Its product is annotated as glucan endo-1,3-beta-glucosidase 11-like. Gene Ontology annotation, cellular component: plasma membrane. Gene Ontology annotation, molecular function: hydrolase activity, hydrolyzing O-glycosyl compounds. Lineage: Eukaryota; Viridiplantae; Streptophyta; Magnoliopsida; Celastrales; Celastraceae. Bases 285 to 1544 code for a protein of 419 amino acids. Gene Ontology annotation, biological process: carbohydrate metabolic process. The record is from RefSeq and is a predicted model, not a curated record. The transcript is spliced from 4 exons.